UAACAGGUGACAGUUGAUAGAAGUUUACUCAUUGGAUAGGAUUAAUGUUUUUAUAAUAAACGAAUAAGCUGUUAAGCUGAAUAUAUUGAAACUGAUAACUCUUCUAGGAAGUUGAAAAGACCAUGAGGCAAUAGAUUAUCAAAAAUGCAUUCAAAUACCAUUCAAAACAAUUCAGACCUACCACCGGAGCUCUGUGCGAAACCUCUAGCCCUUGUGGGUGUUAGUGGUUUGGAUGUUGUAAAAAAUCCAAUCCACAAAGCUAUCUGGGAAACUUUUAGCAGCAACAGGCGUUUGGAAAGAACACCUGUACUGUUUAAGUUGAUGAGCAAUUCGCAUGAAUUCCCCGUAAUCAAACCUCGAAGAAACUCCUAUGACUGGUACAUUCCCAAAGGCAUUCUCAAAAAGAACUGGAUGAGUAAACAUUUGUAUGAGGUGCCUGCUGUUGUUGUGAUAUUUUUUGAUUUGGAUUGGAACGAUCCACAGUGGAAUGAAAAAAUGAUUGAAUGUGCUUCGAGAGUACAAUCUAUGAGAGCUUCUUUGGAAGGGCACAGCACUCGACUAACAGUGGUUCUGAUCCAAAACACUGUCCCGCUGCCUGCCGGAGAGGAUUCCCUCUCGGCAGAACGUGCCCUAGCGUUGUCUUCCAGUUGUGACUUGAACUCUCAGUACUUGUUUGUUUUGCCUCACGGAGACCAUCUUCAAGGAUAUGCUAUAAGACUGGAAUCUGCAUUUUUCGAACUGGCUCAGAUCUACUAUCACAACGAAGGGAAACACAUAAAGUCCCAUAAAGAACAUUUGAAUAAGAACACCCACCAGUAUUUGUUCGUGAGGCAUCAGUUCAAGAUGGGGUUUAUGUACGAGAUGAAGCAAGAUGCACAUUCUGCUCACAAACACUACACACACGCAUAUAAUAGCCUUCUUGAAAUCAGAAUAGUAGACACAAAUGCUCUGGAAAUUCGAACCGUCGCUGGUUUCAUCAAUUACAAACUGUGCAGGCUACUUUUCGCUCUAAAUCUCCCGAGAGAUGCAAUUUCCCAGUUCAAAGCCCACAUCGACCGGUUCAAGGCUAGGAUGGGAUUCCAAGAAUUGGCGUUUGAACACUAUGCUUGGUUAUCCAAACAAUAUUCAGUCUUUGGCGAUAUUUUUGACGAGGCUGUGAAGCAGGGCCUUCCUGCUGUUCAGACUCAACAUCCGGGUUUAUAUUAUCAACAAGCUGCUCAGUAUGCUAUCCAGAGGAAAAAAUCCUGCCAAGAACUUUGUUCUGCCGUCAUAGCUUACCCACACCCAGACCCUUUGGAGGGUUGGAACCAUAUGGAAUUCUAUGGUCAGAGACCUUGGAGACCCGGUAAAAUGUCAGGGGACGUCCCUGAUCCUCAACUAGAAUCCAACGGCAUCCAAGCUUUGCAAUUUUUGGAGAAGCAUCUGAAUCAUUCAAGCUUGAUAAUAGCCUUAUACGGACUGGCCAUCACCCAGUUCAAAACAUACAGAUGUCCAAGGACGAGGCGACACUUGGUACUGCAAAUGGCCGACGAAUACUAUGAUUCCAAAGACUACGGAAAGGCACUGACGUUGUACACGCAUAUGCUCUGGGACUUUCGAAUCGAAAAAUGGUGGGGAAUCCUGUCUCAAAUUUUAGAAAAAGCUAUCAGAUGUGCAUACUUGACCGCAAAUAUUCAAGACUACGUGUUAUUGGCUAUAGAGUUGCUAGGAUCAAACGUGCUCAUCAGUCUGGAUGAGAAACGGAGGAUUUAUGAAAACCUAGUGAGAAUAUUGAAGAAACAAAUACCUUUUGGUGAUUCCAAACUUCCGCAAGACGUCUUACAAAAUGCCAUUAUACUGUGGCAGCCCGUAUUUUCAGAAAAACCCUUGAGCUUUUCCCUCGAUAUGGCUAAUAUCGUUUCUUGCAUUGCAACCAAGGCGAGGUUUUUAAAAAACAGUUACGAAGUAGAUCAAAACGUAUCUGUAGAAAUUUAUGUCAAGAGCACCUGCCCUUUCCCAUUGGCGUUUUCAAAAGUAUCUGUCACUAUUAACACGCAGGGUUAUACCUCAGAAUUUGCUGUAACAAAUCUGGAAGGGGUUUUCAUCAGUUUUCAUAAGGACGAAGUGAAAAAAUUUGUUGUAGAAUUCAUGGCAGAUUCAAGUGAUAUCAAUAAAGAAAUCCAGAUUGCAUCCAUAAAUCUAGUCCUCGGCAGCCCCAACGAGUUCAGUUUAGACUUGAAAUACUCCCCCGAAGCUGACACGAACGCCAAUCAUUUAGAGUUGUCGCAUUUCAAAUAUAACCCUGACAUGUUAAACUUCGAUAACAUCCAUCCACUGUCACAAGCUGCAGUAGUUCCGAGAGAGUCGAAAUUGAAAGUCGAAUUCGACCAUCAAGAUCCAGCUCUGCUGGGAGAGUGGUAUGAGAUCCAGACCAAUGUUUUUAAUAAAGAAAUUCAUGCCAUCAGAGAUAUAAAAGUUGAAGUCAGAAUGGAGGAGGAUAUUCCAGAAGUUGAACUAUCUUUAAAACCGAUCCCGCAACAUGCGAAGCAACCUACGUUGUUGGUGAACUCCGAAUCGCUGAAUCCAGAAGAAAAAUUUGCUUGUCGGUUUUUCAUCAGAUCGAACCUGAUCUGUAAAUUCGCCGUUCAGGUUAUUUUCAUCUACACCUUGGACGGGGACAAGUCAGUGCUUAGUACAAAGACCGAAAAGCUGUUAAUAACUGUCGUAGAACCUUUUGAACUAACCUCAAAGUUUUUAUCCUUGUUGAUGAACGAUAUUGACAGGUUUUACGCCGAGGAGGAAUUCGGCAUAAUGAAGUAUUUGAGGUUCACUUCUCCCUGGCCAAUUAUCGUAGAAGACACUUCUUUCAGCUAUACGGCUCCUUUUGUUUCUACAGAAAGGGAAUACGUCAGUCAAUUGGCGAAUAAGAUGUUCCACUCUGAUGAAAUUGGGGCUGAGCUGCAUUUGGCCAUGUGCGAAAAAAAGUCAGACGCGAACUUGAAUAUUGGAAAGUAUUCUGUCAGAUGGAAAAGACAAAAUGGGCACAGUACAGUCACCGCUCUACCUAUAGCAGGCCUUAUAUGUGACUGGAUACCCAUAGGUUUAAAAAUGGUCGCCCCUUCGUAUGGUUUUCUUAGGACGCCAAUGAUAUUGAGCUAUCAUGUACAAAAUAGAUCUCAGGAACUGGUGCAUCUAGAACUAGCCAUGGAGGCUAGCGAGGCCUUUAUGUUUUCAGGAUACAAACAAUUUUCAGUUUCUGUUUUACCAAAUUCGACUAGAACUCUUCAGUACAACUUGAAUCCAUUGAUAGCUGGCAACGUGGCCUUGCCUAAAUUCUCUCUUAAGAGUACUGAAAAUGGAGAUGAGAUUGAAGAAUGCUUUGUUCAACACGAUGAGAUGGAUUCGUUGACAAAACGGACCUUGCCCACACAUAUUUAUGUAAUGCCUCAAGUCAAAGGUAACCCGAAGUCGACAGCUUCGUUUAUACAGGGAACUCUAACAGAAGCGAAUUAGAUGAAAUUUUUAAUUUUGUAAAUAUUUUUGUUUUCUAUUUUUGAAAUAUAUAUAUAUUUAUAUGUUGA
Leptinotarsa decemlineata (Colorado potato beetle) is the source of this 3560-nucleotide messenger RNA. RefSeq names its product trafficking protein particle complex subunit 11 gry (gene gry). The record is from RefSeq and is a predicted model, not a curated record. NCBI's taxonomy places the organism in Eukaryota, Metazoa, Arthropoda, Insecta, Coleoptera, Chrysomelidae. Gene Ontology annotation, cellular component: cytoplasm.